AUAACGCUCGUAAAAUUACCUAUAAAAAACCUAUAAAAAAUGUUUAAGAAAUCGCGUAAUCAUAAAACCUUGGCACCGCCAAUACCUCCAAGCAUUGAAGAAAUUCGAGAAGACAUGAAGACAUUUCAAAUAGACGUUGAACCCCAACCCAAUUCUACAAGUAACUCAUUAGAAACUUGGUGGUACACAUUUGAGCAAUUUAUUAAUGACUUAAAAUGUCUGAAAAUGCUUGAGAGUGAAAUUGCAGACUACAAAGUGAAAUUGGAGACCCGUCAAAUAGAAAUUGAUACAGAAGCCAAACUUUUAAAAAACGAAAUUGAGGAACAGAAGCAACAUAUUGAUUCAAUCAUAGAUUAAAUGCAGGCA
Molecule: messenger RNA, 366 nt
Organism: Glossina fuscipes
Lineage: Eukaryota; Metazoa; Arthropoda; Insecta; Diptera; Glossinidae
Exons: 1
Coding region: 40-357 (105 amino acids)
Source: RefSeq, a predicted model, not a curated record